UCCAAACUCAUUAAAUUGCAGAAUUCCCCUCUUUGACUUGACACUCUUCUGACCUCCCCCCACAAGAUCACCACCACACCACACCCCACCCAUUCUCCUGCUCCAUCGAUUUUGCACCUUGCUCCCAUUUCUAUCUUCUCUCCGAAUUCGAUUCCAAGAUUUACUGAUUUCUUGAAAUCAAGACUCUCCCGCAGGUUGUAAUUCAGCCAGCCAGAUUUAGAGACUAUUCAAUGGCCAUUUCCGGCGUCGUAUCGACCCUUGAUCGAAAAGGGGGAGAAAAUUAGGGCUUAUGAUUUCAAGAAUUGGGGAUGGAUUGGUUUGAUUGAUUUAUGUAAUUCCUUCGAUAAUAUUGUUGGAUUAAACUGUAAUGGUUACUAUGGAUUGUGCAAUUAAGCUGCGAAACGCUCGGCAUUGUCGCCGGAUCGAUACUAUGGAGCUUAAGGAUUGCAUAGUGAAGAAACUGGGGCCUCAGCUGGCCCUAAAGUAUUUCAAUCUUGUUAGUAGAUAUUUGAGCUUAAGGCUUAGGAAAACGGCAUUCGACAAGAUGUGUAUCGGGCUAUUGGGGCGAGAAAAUGUCUCUCUUCACAAUGGACUUAUCCGAGCAAUCGUUAAAAACGUUUGCGCCGAAGAUAAGUCCAAAUUCGGAAGAGGGCGAUCUUCGUCGAAUGUGAAAAACUCAUUUGGUUUUAGAAGAGGGAAAUCUUCGAUUAGGUCAAAGGAUCGGUUAAGUCCGCUCGGGCCGAGUGGCGGGAAGCUCCGAAUCGAAGAUUUGGCAGAGAAGUUUCCGGAACAACAGAGUGCAACUGAGAUGUUUUCUUUGGGCAGCCGACCUCCCGUCGACGUGAAUUCCGUUGAAGAUGGCGAAGAAGUCGAGCAAGACGCAGGAAGUCCCGGGAUUUAUAGUCGAACCGCUCUUAAAGCGCCUCUCGGAGUUUAUUUCCGAUCGAAAAAUGAAUUAUGCCUUGGAUCGUCGGCAUUGGGAUCGACAGAUACUUGUUAUUACAACGGCGGGCUUCCCGAUUUCGCUUUGUUGAGGAAACGGCUGGAAUGUAUCUCGAGGUUGAAUGUCUCGACAGAUUGUGUCAAUUUGAUGAACAACGGCGUUGAUGUGUUCUUGAAACGACUGCUCAAGCCCUGUCUUGAUUUAGCUUCGGUGAGGGCGGAAGAGGUUUCUGUUUCGGUGACGAAUUUUCGAGUCGUGGCGGAGACGAGUCCGUCGAUGCUCGGAGAAAAUUGGCCUGUACAGCUCGAGAAAGUUUGUUUGCACGCGUUGGAAGGCGCCGUCGAUGAUGCGUAGUCUCUGUUUUGAUUUUUUUUUAUGUUCUUUUCUUACAGCGACGGUAGAUAUAAAUUUAUGUGAUCAUCUUGCCUGAAUCGCAACAUCGAAAAAAAGAUCGCAUAUAGGCUACAGAGGCGACGAUUAUUUCUGAAGUAAGCGUUCUUACCGUAUAAAGGGAUCCGGAAACUUCUGAGAUUCCCGGAAGGACAGCCUUCGCAGUUCUUCUCCGGUCUAUUGUAUUCUGUCUUUGCUUAUUCGGUAAAUAAAGGUUUCGUUAUUUGCUA
Molecule: messenger RNA, 1563 nt
Organism: Andrographis paniculata
Lineage: Eukaryota; Viridiplantae; Streptophyta; Magnoliopsida; Lamiales; Acanthaceae
Exons: 2
Coding region: 368-1297 (309 amino acids)
Biological process (GO): regulation of transcription by RNA polymerase II
Cellular component (GO): SAGA complex
Molecular function (GO): transcription coactivator activity
Source: RefSeq, a predicted model, not a curated record